GUGCGUGCGACUAGAGAGGUUUACCCUACAUCGUCUUUUAACCUACACGGAUACUUUGCAUCGACCGGUGUGCGAAUAGGAAGGACCGAAGGAGAAAACCCGCCUAAAAGAAAAUACAACUUCAAAAAAUCGAAUCAAAUCUUAUGGCCUUUCACGUUGCUUGCCCAAUUACACGCCGAAAAAUCUGUUUCUGCACGCUUGGGUUUCCGCGGAAGCUCCAGAGCGAGAAGGGUCGGAAGGAUUUCUUGGAAGAGGUUUUUAGGGUCGAGGAGUUCUUGCGCGAUCCGUGGUCGCUUAGGGCUAGAGAGAAGGACACAGUUCAGGUUUUGGUCCCUCGGAUUGUUGUGCCCACUCCAGCGGUAACUCCGGUGACUGAUGGGUUUGGAGGUGGAGAUGAAGGGGAAGAGAAUUUGUCGGCACAGUCGAAGCGGGCUGCAAUGCACAAGAGGGCAGUUGCAGCGUCUUUGGCUGCCGAGGAUUAUGCUCGGAGGUUUGAAACCGGAGAUUUGGCGGAUGCCUCUACGGAAAAAGUUUGGGAUAUCAUUGGAGAAAACCAGAAUUCUUCUACUGUCAAAGUGAUGUGUCGCUUAUGUUUUCAAGGUGAAAAUGAAGGAAGUGACAGAGCAAUGAGGAUGCUCCCAUGCAAAAUUUGCAACAAGAAGUAUCAUAGGAAUUGCCUGAAAAAUUGGGCUCAACAUAGAGAUUUAUUUCACUGGAGUUCAUGGAUCUGCCCCUCUUGCCGGAUUUGUGAGGUGUGCCGCAGAGCUGGAGAUCCAACUAAAUUCAUGUUUUGCAAAAGGUGUGACAGUGCUUACCAUUGCUACUGUCAGCAGCCUCCACACAAGAAUGUUAGUGUUGGUCCUUUUUUGUGCCCAAAACAUACAAGGUGCCACAGCUGCAGGUCCAAUGUAUCUGGAAGUGGCCCAAGCACGAGAUGGUUUCUAGGGUAUACUUUCUGUGAUGCUUGUGGCAGGUUGUUCUUGAAGGGAAACUACUGUCCCGUUUGCUUGAAGGUUUUUAGAGAUACUGAGCAAAUACCAAUGGUCUGCUGUGAUGAUUGCUCGAAAUGGGUGCAUCCGCAAUGUGAUGGCAUCAGUGAUGAAAAAUAUCUGCAGUAUCAAACAGAUACAAACCUUUAUUACAGAUGUGCUGCAUGUCGUGGGGACUGUUACAAGGUUAGCAAGCCAGAGGAAGCUAUAUCAGAACUUUGGAGGAGGAGAGAUGAAGCUGAUAGAGAGGAAAUUGCAAGCUUGAGGGCUGCUGCAGGAUUGCCAACUCAGGAGGAAAUAUUUUCAAUCUCACCAUUCUCGGAUGAUGAAGAAAAUGGUCCCAUUAUAUUAAAUGGACGUUCUUUAAGGUUUUCUGUCAAAGGAAUGGUUGAUAAAGCCCCAAAGAACACCAAAGAAUAUGGGAAGAAAAAUUCAAACAGAAAGUACAUAAAGAAAAAAGGAUACUAUACAUUGAAAACUGAAGCUCAUCAGAGUUUUGAUAGACCACUUGAUGAACAGUCACUUGAGAACAGCUUGUAUGAUGAGAGAAAUGAUCAUUUGCGCUCAUAUAUAAGUGAAGGGGCAGAAUCAUUUUUGUCUCCUAGUGCUGGAAUUCCUGUUAACACCAAAGAGAGAUGUUCUAUUAAUAAAUCAAGAAUUGUGAAGCACAAUCUUGUUGAGGAUAUUGUGGUGACAAAUGAAGAUAGAACCUCCAAAGUUGUUAAAAUUAAGAGUAGUGAACCACAUGGUUUGGGUAUAGGUGAAGGAAUUGGAAAACGAGUUUGCAAGUCAGAAACCACAAAGGGAAAGAAGCUUGUUAUACAUUUGGGUGUAAGAAACAGAAAUGUAACUACCUCUCCAAGGUCUGAAGCUUCAAGCUGUCAGAGAGAGCAGGAAUUAACAGCAUCUAAUGGUAGUGAUGAAACUAGCCAGCAGAAGGCCAAUGGUAAAAAGUAUGUGGUUGAUGGGCAUGAUGGACUAACCAGAUUAGGAGAUAGUAAAGGAGAUAAGCCUAGAGUUAGGGAAGAUAGCUUGAUAAAGUUGGGAAAAUCCAAGUCAGAUGUUUCUGACUUGAAUUCAAAUAUUAGUGGGGGGAGUAUCAGAGAGGGUUAUCAAUCUACUUAUCAGGAAAGAAGUGCUGCUGCUGUGGAGCCUGUAGGCGAAACAACCACAUUAAAGGAUGAAGAUAUCUUGCUGAGGAAGCAUUCAAGAGGUACACCUAAUAUACAUAGUGAAAGCUGCAAUAACUCCAGUCUCACACCCUCUGUUUCUGAUGCGGUACCAAAAGACCCCAAACCAUUGCUGAAACUUAAAUUUAAGAAUCCUUACAUUGAUAACCGGAGUUCCUGGGUUCCCCAUGGGGAGGAAGAGAAGACUUCUGUCAAAGGGCAGAGAUCAAAAAGGAAAAGACCAUCGCCCUUGACUGAAAAAGCCCUAGUCAGGGAAGAUGAUGAGAAUACACAAUAUCAUCAGGAAAAUCCAGUCAAUGAGGUAAUGGGUGCCAACUGGAUCUUAAAGAAGCUGGGCAAGGAUGCAAUUGGAAAAAGAGUUGAAGUUCACCAACCAUCUGAUAAUUCCUGGCGCAAGGGAGUAGUUACUGAGGUGAUGGAAGGCACAUCAUCUUUAACCGUUCAUCUAGAUGAUGGUAAAGCGAAGACCUUGGAUCUUGGGAAGCAAGGGGUUCGUUUUGUUUCUCAAAAGCAAAAGCGAACUAAAACAUGAGAUUGAACCCAUUUAUCUGUGGAUUUUAUUUAAAUGUUGAGUGAUCCAUUCCACCGGCAGAAGCAGCUCCAGCUUUGAAACCCAACAAUCAUGGCUUUUCUUUUUUGCCCACCAGCUUUUUUUUCUUGGAGUUGAUCGCCUCAUCGCCUUGGCCGGCCAUCUUGCUGAAGUGCAAUAGCUGAUUGUACAUAUAAAAAAGGGUCAUGCCGUGGAACAGUGAUUGAUUGAACAGGAGGGUCUAUACAAUUUCUUCACUCUGCGAAAGUGAUCAGCAGGCAGCAGCUUCUGAAAAUUACCUGGAAUAACUCGAAAGACGCGAGAAAUACAAUCUGACCUAUUCAGGGUCCGAGGAUGGAUUUACACAUCUUAGUGUAUUGAACUUUCUAUUUGAGAUGGGAAAAUGAAGUUGCAGAGGUAAAUGCUUUGUCAAAAUGCCUAAUACAAGUGGGGUAAGUUAUCAAUAAGGGAAUUAUGGUGAAAGAAUUUUACUGAUAACGAUAGCUACCUGUCUACCUCUCUUUAUUCUCAAAAGAUCGGAAGCUUUACAAAAUUUGCUACUAAAAGAGAGUCCAUUAACUGCUGUUUCCCCCAAUUCCCAAAUGAUAAAGUGAAUCAUCAUUUUCGCUUU
This is a messenger RNA of Nelumbo nucifera (sacred lotus), 3339 nucleotides long. RefSeq lists its product as uncharacterized. Lineage: Eukaryota; Viridiplantae; Streptophyta; Magnoliopsida; Proteales; Nelumbonaceae. The record is from RefSeq and is a predicted model, not a curated record.